UCGUCCAAGUUGGGCUGAACCUAAAACAAUAAAUCCUAAAUAAAACUACAAAGAAACGGGCUGUUAUCAUUUUAGCCCACAAACGAAAAAAAUCAAAAACCCCCAGCCGAACGUGAUCCAGUUGUCUGCAAUAAUUGUUCUUCCAUUUCCUCUGCCCAAGACCACUGAACAGUAAAAGCAAAUCUCCUCAGAUCUCCUGCUUUUCUGAUUGCUUUUACUAUACUGCUCUUCAUCUUUCAUUUCAACCGACACCCACUUCAAAACAAAUCUUAUCUCCUCUCCCUUUGCUCCGAAUGAUCCAGACGAAUUGAUUCAUGCUCCUCCCAUAACGCACGUAAAGUCUCUCCUUCCAGUUCAUCUGGAAACCAACCAACCCACCACACACCACUACGGUACUCGAUCAAAAACUAAAGACAUGGAUUAAAGGAUGGAAAGGCUAGAACAGUUCCAAAAGGAGAAGCAGGAUCAACUUCAACAACAAAUGAAUGAACAGCUUGUGAAAAUUCAGCAAAAAAUGAUGGACAAAAUGAUGGAAUCUCAAGGGAGUAUGAUGGCUCAAUUAACUCAGUUGUUGACUGGAAGAACUGAUAAAGGAAAGUGUUCUGUACUCAAUAUGGAAGGAGACAAUGAGGGACCCAUUUAUCCCCCAGGCUUUACCCCUCAGCAUGUGCAGACCCAAGUGGAGGUAUAUCCGCGCAAAUCUUCUGUCACCAUCAAGCCUCAGCAUUUUCAGGCUGGUGUUACAACUCCAAUGAAUUUUCAAGCUGGAUCAGGCUCUAAUCCCGGAGAUAACCUUGUCAAUCCUGUUGUCCCUGACUUUGAUGAAACAACUGGGAAAGAGAAAAUGAAUGAUGAAUUGCCAAAACAGCUAGAGGAAAAGUACAAAUGGCUGGAAGAGAAAUUUAGAGCGAUGGAAUGUGUUGAGAGCUACUAUGGGAUUGAUGCUAAAGAAUUGAGCUUGGUUCCAGAAUUAGUCCUCCCUUACAAGUUCAAAAUGCCAGAGUUUGAGAAGUACAACAGAACUAGUAGCCCCGAAGCUCAUAUUUCUAUGUUUUGCAGACGAAUGACUAUGUAUGUUAACAACGACCAACUGCUGAUACAUUGCUUCCAGGAUAGCCUCACAAGGGCAGCAUCCAAGUGGUACAAUCAAUUGAGCCGUACCAAAAUUAAUUCAUUGAGAAGUACAACAGAACUAGUAGCCCCGAAGCUCAUAUUUCUAUGUUUUGCAGACGAAUGACUAUGUAUGUUAACAACGACCAACUGCUGAUACAUUGCUUCCAGGAUAGCCUCACAAGGGCAGCAUCCAAGUGGUACAAUCAAUUGAGCCGUACCAAAAUUAAUUCAUUGAGAGAUUUAGCACAGGCAUUCAUAAAGCAGUACAAUCAUGUAACCGAUAUGGUACCUGAUAGAAUCACUCUGCAAAACAUGAAAAAGAAACCCGGUUAAAGUUUUAGGCAAUACGCACAGAGUUGGAGGGAGGUUGUCGUCCAAGUUCAGCCAUCUAUUCUAGAACGAGAAAUGACAAUGCUUUUCGUUAACACAUUGAAGGCCUCAUUUAUCACACAUGUUAGGAAGUGCUACUAAAAGCUUUUCUGACAUAGUUAUAAAUGGUGAAAUGAUAGAAAAUGCUAUCAGAAGCGGGAAGAUAGAUGCUGGAGAAAGUAACAAAAGGUCGGCCUCGAAGAAGAAAAAAAAUGAGGUCAACAACACAAGUUCAUAUAGUAAGGGAUAUUCAAAGACGAUUACGGUGAAUCAGCCGGGAAAAGUGGCUGUUAACCAACAAGGAUCAUCAAAACAGGGAUCUGACACAAGCUAAAAUACGGAGAAGCUUCAAUUCACGACGAUUCUAAUGUCGUAUAGGGAGCUAUAUCAGAAUCUAUUCAAUGCACACCUGGUUUCCCCUUACUACUUGAAACCUCUGCAGCCUCCGUACCCUAAGUGGUACGAUGCAAACGCAUAAUGCGAUUAUCACACGAGAAUCGUAGGACAUUCCAUAGAACAUUUUACGGUGUUCAAGAAGCUGGUUGAAAGACUCAUAGGCAUGGGUGUUGUUAAAUUGGAUGAUUCGCCUAAUACAAAAAAAUUGUUACCUAAUCAUAAUGAUAAUGGAUUGAACAUGAUAGGUAGGAACAUGGGUAGAGGAAUCAAGGAAAAUAUCGCAGAAGUGAAAAUUCCUUUGAGAUGGGUCUGGAAGAAGAUGGUAGAAAGAGGGUUGUUUGUUCUGGAUUCGAAGAGAAGCUUUGAAAAGGUGGAAAACUACUGUGAGUUCCAUCACGAGAAGGGACACGAGAUUCAGGAGUGCAGAAUUUAGAGCCUUAGUUCAAGGCAUGAUGGAUAACAAAGAAAUGGAGUUCUACGAAGAAGUUAAGGAAGAAGGGAGUAUAUGCACAUCUGAAUCCAUGAAGGCUCCAAAAGUAGCUCAGCCUGUGGUCAUCAUCUCGCGACCAAAGAAUGAUGAAGUAAGAACGCCAAUGAUGCCAAGGAUCAUAAUAAAGAAACCUGCAAUCUUUUCUUACCAAGAUAGUAGGAAGGUUCCAUGGAACUACGAGUGCAAUACAACUAUCCUUAGAAAGAAGACUACAAAGGACCAGGGUGUGAGUGCCGAUCCAGAACCUGUGAAAGGAAGGGCCGUAACAGUGGAACAAAAAGGGAAAAUAGCUAAGCCUGUGUUAUCUAUCAAUAAGCCAGUGAAAGAGGAAGAAGCUAUGGAAUUCCUCAAAAUUUUUAAGCAUAGCGAGUAUAAUCUCGUCGAACAGUUGCAUAAACAACCGGCUCGUAUAUCUGUACUAGCCUUACUCUUGAAUUUAAAAGUGCACCAAAAUGCGUUGAUGAAGGUGCUGAACGAGACCUAUGUGACCAACGAUAUUUCUGUCGACAAAUUAGAUCGGUUGGUCAAUAAUAUCAAUGCUGAUAAUUUCAUAUUCUUCAAUAAUGAUGAAAUACCACCUGGGGGCAUGGGGUCUACCAAGGCUUUGCAUAUCACUACACGAUGCAAGGGGUAUACUUUGCCAGAAAUGUUGAUUGACAAUGGAUUAGCUUUGAACGUGUUCCCAUUAUCCACACUUAACAAGCUUCCCUUAGACAGCUCGCACAUGAAAACAUGCCAAAAUAUAGUGAGGGCGUUUGAUGGUACAGAAAGAAAGGUCAUGGGAAGAAUUGAGAUACCCUUAUUGAUUGGCCCAACAGUUUAUGAGGUGGAUUUUCUUGUGAUGGACAUCAAACCUUCCUACAAUUGCUUAUUAGGGAGACCAUA
Molecule: messenger RNA, 3253 nt
Organism: Gossypium raimondii (Peruvian cotton)
Lineage: Eukaryota; Viridiplantae; Streptophyta; Magnoliopsida; Malvales; Malvaceae
Exons: 2
Coding region: 428-1237 (269 amino acids)
Source: RefSeq, a predicted model, not a curated record